Molecule: messenger RNA, 8080 nt
Organism: Xenopus tropicalis (tropical clawed frog)
Lineage: Eukaryota; Metazoa; Chordata; Amphibia; Anura; Pipidae
Gene: lrp6
Product: LDL receptor related protein 6
Exons: 23
Coding region: 339-5177 (1612 amino acids)
Biological process (GO): Wnt signaling pathway; positive regulation of transcription by RNA polymerase II; anatomical structure morphogenesis
Cellular component (GO): endoplasmic reticulum; membrane; cytoplasm
Molecular function (GO): Wnt-protein binding; Wnt receptor activity
Source: RefSeq, a predicted model, not a curated record
GGUUUGAGUAUGUAGUUCCUGAGGAAUUCAGAGUGCGUCUCUUCCGGCUCCCAUCUCUCCCACUUUGUUGGUGCGGUUUGGGUAAUAUUUUCCGGACAAGGGAUUCAAUUUGAAGGUUUCGGUAUCAGGAAUCGCGCUUUUUUUUUCGUGGGAACGUGAAAGAACACGGCUAUCGGCUUGGUAUCACUCCGCUUGGGAGCAGGAGGAGGAGAGAAGCCGCGGCGGGUUUACACGCAGCAUGGAGGGGUCGGAGCGGAGAAGCCGGGGCUGGCUUACGGGGGAGCAUUGAGCCCCUAGCGCAGUGCGGAAUGUCCGGGCCCCGCCGGUAACACACAGACAUGGGGGCCCUGCUGAGGAGCCUGCUCAUCUGCAGCCUGAGCUGCUUACUGAGGGCAUCUCCGUUACUGCUCUAUGCCAAUCGCCGUGACCUGCGACUGGUGGACGCUGCCGGAAUGAAGGGGAACUCCACUGUUGUGGUCAGCGGCUUGGAAGAUGCAGCCGCUGUUGACUUUGUCUUUUUCCGCGGCCUGAUAUACUGGAGCGACGUGAGCGAAGAAGCAAUCAAAAGGAUUGAUUUUAACAAAACUGGUAGCUCGCACGACGUUGUGAUAAGCGGUUUACUUUCGCCAGACGGACUGGCUUGCGAUUGGCUCGGAGAAAAACUUUACUGGACCGACUCGGAAACAAAUCGGAUUGAGGUUUCCAAUCUGGAUGGGUCGCUGCGGAAAGUGUUAUUUUGGCAGGAGCUGGAUCAGCCUCGAGCAAUUGCACUUGAUCCUACCCGAGGGUAUAUGUACUGGACAGACUGGGGAGACGUGCCAAAGAUCGAGCGAGCCGGAAUGGAUGGCUCUUUGCGUUCUGUCAUAAUAGAUUCCGACAUUUACUGGCCGAACGGGCUGACGCUGGACUAUGAUGAACAGAAACUAUACUGGGCAGACGCCAAGCUGAGCUUUAUCCACAAGGCCAACCUGGAUGGAUCCCAUCGGCAAACGGUUAUUAAAGGUUCUCUUGCUCAUCCCUUCGCCCUGACUCUAUUUGGGGACACCAUCUACUGGACAGACUGGACCACCCGCUCCAUCCUGGCCUGUAACAAGUACACUGGAGAGGACCGGCGAGAGGUGGAUUCGGACAUUUUCUCCCCCAUGGACAUCCAUGUUUUUAGCCGUCUGAGACAGCCAAACGCCACAAAUCCCUGCGCAGUACACAACGGGGGUUGCUCUCAUUUAUGCCUAAUGUCUCCCAUGGAGCCGUUUUAUCAGUGCGCUUGUCCCACAGGUGUGCGCCUCAUGGAGGACGGGAAGAUGUGCAUGCAUGGUGCUACAGAGUUGCUGCUGCUUGUCCGCAGGACGGACCUCAGGCGAAUAUCGCUGGACACUCCGGACUUCACAGAUAUUGUUUUGCCACUGGACGAUAUUCGCCACGCUAUUGCCAUUGACUAUGAUCCUGUAGAAGGGUACAUUUACUGGACGGACGACGAGGUGAGAGCCAUACGCCGCACACAGAUCGAUGGCUCUUCCAGUCAAUACAUUGUCACCUCCCAAGUGGCCCAUCCGGAUGGUAUCGCUGUUGAUUGGGUGGCUCGGAACUUGUACUGGACCGACACGGGGACGGACCGCAUUGAAGUCACUCGGCUGAAUGGGACUAUGCGCAAGAUCCUCAUAUCCGAGGACCUGGAUGAACCACGAGCCAUAGUGCUAGAUCCUAUGAAUGGGUACAUGUAUUGGACUGAUUGGGGAGAAAUCCCUAAAAUUGAGCGUGCUGCAAUGGAUGGCUCAGACAGGAUUAUAUUAGUGAACACCUCACUUGGUUGGCCCAAUGGUCUGGCACUGGAUUAUGCAGAAGGGAAAAUCUACUGGGGAGAUGCCAAGACCGAUAAGAUAGAGGUUAUGACAACAGAUGGCACAGGCAGGCGAGUUCUGGUGGAAGACAAGCUGCCCCAUAUUUUCGGCUUCACACUUCUGGGCGAUUAUGUGUAUUGGACUGACUGGCAGAGACGCAGCAUUGAAAGGGUUCACAAGCGUACAGGAGAGCGCGAGGUCAUUAUAGACCAGCUGCCUGAUCUCAUGGGGCUGAAAGCCACCAACAUACAUAAAAUGUCUGGUACAAAUGGCUGUGCUGAAAACAAUGGCGGCUGCAGUCACCUUUGCCUGUUCCGGCCGCAAGGACCUCGCUGUGCCUGCCCUAUCGGCUUGGAACUGAUCAGUGACAUGAAAACCUGCAUCGUCCCCGAAGCUUUUCUCCUGUUCUCCCGCAGAGCUGACAUUCGCCGUAUAUCCCUGGAGACUAGUAAUAGCCAUGUAGCCAUACCCCUGACUGGAGUGAAAGAAGCCUCGGCUCUCGAUUUUGACGUCACGGACAAUAGAAUCUAUUGGACAGACGUCAGUCUAAAGACAAUCAGUAGAGCGUUCAUGAAUGGCAGUGCCCUUGAACAUGUGGUACAGUUCGGCCUGGAUUAUCCAGAAGGAAUGGCAGUGGAUUGGUUGGGGAAAAAUCUAUACUGGGCGGAUACUGGUACUAACCGUAUUGAGGUAUCGAAGUUGGAUGGACAGCACAGACAGAUCCUAGUUUGGAAAGACCUCGACAGCCCAAGGGCUCUUGCAUUGGAUCCAGCAGAAGGGUUUAUGUACUGGACUGAGUGGGGUGGAAAACCAAAGAUUGACAGGACCGCCAUGGAUGGAAGUGGGCGCAUCACUCUGGUGCCGGAUGUCGGCCGGGCCAACGGGCUGACAAUUGACUAUGCGGAGAGGCGGCUUUACUGGACGGAUCUGGAUACUAAUCUUAUUGAAUCUUCAAAUAUGCUGGGGUUGGACCGGGUAGUGAUUGCCGACGACUUGCCCCACCCCUUUGGGUUAACCCAGUACCAGGACUAUAUCUACUGGACAGACUGGAGCCAACGGAGUAUUGAGAGAGCCAACAAGACCAGCGGGCAGAAUCGGACCAUGAUCCAGAAUGACCUGGACUACGUCAUGGACAUCCUAGUAUUUCACUCUUCCCGGCAGGCCGGUUGGAACGAGUGUGCCUCCAGCAAUGGUCACUGUUCUCAUCUAUGCUUGGCCACACCUGUCAGCGGCUAUACCUGUGGGUGCCCGGUACACCACUCGUUGAAUGCGGACAACAAAACCUGCAGUCCUCCAAGUUCCUUCCUGCUCUUCAGUCAGAAAAAUGCCAUAAACCGCAUGGUGAUCGAUGAGCAGCAGAGUCCCGACAUCAUCCUGCCCAUUCACAACCUACGCAACGUCCGAGCCAUCGACUACGACCCUUUGGAGAAGCAGCUCUACUGGAUUGACUCGCGGCAGAAUAUACGCCGGGCUCAGGAAGAUGGCAGCCAGAGCAUGACCGUAGUGGCAAGCACCGUCCCCAACCAGAAUAUAGACAUGCAGCCGUACGAUUUGAGCAUCGAUGUCUACAGUCGCCUGAUUUACUGGACCUGCGAAGCCACCAAUGUCAUCAACGUCACGCGGCUGGACGGGAGAGCCAUCGGGGUGGUUCUAAAGGGAGAACAAGACCGUCCCAGAGCUAUCCUUGUGAAUCCAGAGAGAGGGUACAUGUAUUUCACCAACCUCCAGGAGCGAUCGCCAAAAAUCGAAAGAGCUGCUCUUGAUGGGACAGAGCGAGAGGUGCUGUUUUUCACCGGCCUGAGCAAACCAGUGGCGCUUGCGCUCGACAACAAAAUGGGGAAACUUUUCUGGGCCGACUCUGACUUGAGGAGGAUCGAAAGCAGUGACCUAUCCGGUGGCCAUCGCAUAGUUCUAGAAGAUUCUAACGUGCUGCAGCCAGUCGGACUCACUGUUUUUGGCAAUCACCUGUAUUGGAUUGACCGGCAACAACAAAUGAUUGAGCGCAUUGAGAAAACCGGACGCGUGGGUCGCACCAAGAUCCAAGCUCGUAUCCCUCUGCUGACUGAUAUCCAUGCUGUGACAGAACUGAGCAUGGACGAAUACAAGGAACACCCUUGUUCCCAGGAUAACGGGGGCUGCUCCCACAUCUGCAUAGUGAAAGGAGAUGGAACCACCCGCUGUUCUUGCCCGAUGCACCUUGUCCUUCUGCAGGAAGAUGAGUUGUCCUGUGGGGAGCCUCCUACCUGCUCUCCCCUGCAGUUCACCUGUUUCACCGGCGAGGUUGAUUGCAUCCCGGCGGAAUGGCGCUGCGACGGCUUUACAGAAUGCGAGGAUCACAGCGACGAGCAGAACUGCCCCAUGUGCUCGGACACGCAGUACCAGUGCGCCAGCGGCCAGUGCAUUGACUCCUCUCUGCGCUGUAACGGAGAAGCCAACUGUCAGGACAAGUCUGAUGAGAAAAACUGCAAUGAAGUCUGUGCUCCAGACCAGUUCCACUGUGGCAGCGGACAGUGCAUCGGGAAGCACAGGCGUUGUGACCUCAGCCCGGACUGCAGUGACAGCUCAGACGAGCAAGCUUGCUAUCCCACAGAGGAACCACCUCCUCCAUCGACCAACACCAUCGGCUCCAUCAUCGGCGUGAUCCUCACCGUAUUCGUAGUAGGGGGAGUGUAUUUUAUCUGUCAGCGAGUGCUGUGUCGUCGCAUGAAAGGAGACGGGGAGACCAUGGCCAACGAUUAUGUGGUGCAUGGACCCGCCUCCGUCCCCUUAGCAUACGUGCCACAUCCGAGCUCCCUGACUGGAUCCUUGCCUGGGAUGUCUCGUGGGAAAUCUGUUAUCAGCUCUCUCAGCAUUAUGGCUGGAAGCAGCGGGCCACCGUAUGACCGGGCUCAUGUGACCGGAGCCUCAUCCAGCAGCUCCUCCAGCACUAAAGGAACCUAUUUCCCACCGAUCUUGAACCCACCUCCCUCCCCAGCCACGGAGCGUUCCCAUUACACAAUGGAAUUUGGUUACUCCUCAAACAGUCCUUCCACCCACAGAUCAUACAGCUACAGACCCUACAGCUACCGGCAUUUUGCCCCUCCUACAACUCCCUGCAGCACCGACGUGUGCGACAGCGACUACACCCCCAGCCACCGGAUCACCUCCGCCGCGGCGAAGGGCUACACCAGCGAUCUCAACUACGACUCGGAACCGGUGCCUCCGCCUCCAACCCCCCGCAGCCAGUACCUUUCAGCCGAGGAGAACUACGAAAGCUGCCCGCCCUCUCCCUACACGGAACGAAGCUACUCUCACCACCUUUACCCCCCUCCUCCGUCACCUUGUACAGACUCUUCCUGAGACCCCCCCACUCUGUAAAUACUGUAUGAAGAGAGAGUACUUUCCCAAUCUAACCCCCCGGCCCCCGUUGUGUAUAGUUUCCAGAACCAUGAACCCCUCCAGAGGAGGGCAGAAGGGUCUCCGACAAUGGACGUUUGUACAGAGACGAUAAAAAAAAAAACAACAAAUAUUUAUAUUUUCUUAACCCUUUUUACACCUCUUCAUACUUGUGCCAUAAAUGUAACGCUUAUAUUUCCAUCCUUCCCCGGAAAGGGCAAUCCCCUUGCCUUUUUGUGUGGAAGAAAUCCCAUGACCACUGAAACAGUAAUUUGUACAAAUAUAUAUAUAUAUAUAUAUAUCUCUAUAUAAAUAUCUAUUUUUGCAAAUGGAAUACACAAAAUGCCUUAAAUAGACGGAUAGGAUAGGAAGAGGUCUUUAAUACCAAAAAAAAAAAAAAAUGCACGUGAGCACAGACCAGCGGAUUUUAGAGAAUGGUUCUUAAUUGUUUUUAUUUUUUUUUUAACCCUUUCUUUCCUCCAUUCGACUGGUGCCAAGCUUAGGCGCAGAGCAAGCCUGCCCCCUCUUGGCGGUUAUGGGGAUAACAUGGAAUCUCUGCUACAUGAAAGCCCAGUAGCUUCACUGGUCCCUUAUCCCACCAUAUUAAAUUACAUUUUACUCCAGCUGCCCCUUAAAAGCCUGUAUGCCUGCCCUGUAUCCAGGUAUCAAUAUACCUGGAUACAGGGCAGACAUACAGGCUUGUACUGUGGCUAUAUGGGAGUGCAUCAAGCUGACUUGGGCUUGUAUAAUUGAUUGAGUGGCAACAAUAAUUGUUUAAUUUGUGUAUUUUAUUUUAUGAUUUUAUCUUUGACUUGAGGGCCAAAGAAGGUUGCUAGAAAGAUUUUUUAGCAGCCAGCCGUUUGAUUCUUCCCCCCCCGACCACGUAACCACUACAGUGUAGCCGUACCACUACCACAAAGCGCUACCGAUACCACUAAACCGCCCCAAGGGGGCGCUACUGGGAAGACAAUAGAGGUGAUCGUGUCUUCAUUAUCAGUUCAUCACCAAAGUAGUUUUUUUUUAUUUUAUUUAACCUUCCUACUGCUAGAUGCGGGCUAGCGGCCUCUGGCAGCAGAAGGGUUAAGUCUGUUUUUAUCUUUGUUUUAUACUGUAUUGUAUUUAUAAAACGUAAUUGUAACUUGUGGGGUAUUUUUUUUUUUUUUUUUUUAACUUCCAUUUUUGUUUAUGGAGAAUAUAUCCUUGCAGUACUUUGACGUAAUUAACUACCACUAUACAGGGUUCAUGCACUUUCUGUGCUGUUUUCUAGUAGCAGGGGCACUUGUUGUGCGACUGCAGCUCCCUGCGUGCCGUCGAAGGUCUGCCCUGGGGGGGCGGCGGGGUGCUUGAAGUUGCCCCUGGGCUUCAUACCAUUCCUUAAAGACACAUAAUGGCUCAGAAAGAAGUAAGCAUGUGUCCUCUUUAAUUUAAAGUGAUAGCGACACCAUUUAUUAGCAAUGUAUCCUCUCACUAGUGUCUUAGUACUUGGGUUCUAGCCUGGGGGGGUCGGCAUUUAGCCCACCCCCCCAAGCACGACUUCAUGUAGUGAGACAUAGGGGGGUAGCCGACGCAGGUCCAUAAAGGGGUGCAACUGGAUGGUUUAUUAAAGGGAUAGUGGCCCAUUUCUACUGUGGAAACGGCUCAUAAUCCCUUUAAAGGUGAGAACUGUAUUAGUUUAGUACAAGGACUGUUCAUAGGGGCCAUUUUAGUUCCAUAGGCAGUUUAAACACCAAUCAUUCAGCUAUUGGACAGAGGGGUUUUUAUGUUGAUGUGCCCCUUUAAUUGGAUAGUUUUUUAAUUUUAUAAAAUGUCCCGGUCUAAGCAACUUUUCAGUUCUUCAUUUUUUUAAAUGGAUUGCAUUCCUUAUUCCAGGUUUCAAAUGGGGGGGUCACUGGCCCCCGGCAGCCAAAAAGCUAUUUCUCCGAGAGGCCCCACAGUCUUAUCGUUAUUAUUUUUCAUUCCUUAUGUUCUCUCCUAUUCACUGCCUGGUUGCUAAGGGUAAACAACACCCUAGCAACCAGAGAGCUGCUUGAACCUAAAGUGAAAUAAUUGCACAUUAUCGCAGUCUACGUCAUACGAGGGGUUAAUUUUAAGGUGAACUAACCACAUUGCUUAGAAUUUGACUUUCACGGUUGUUUUAAACGGAACCAUUUCCCACAUGCCCCCUUGAUUGAGGAGGAGCCAUGGGGUGGGAGGAGCUAAAUGCUUCUAUAGGGAUGCUCGGUGCAACCUUCCGACUGGCGGGGCAGUGUGUAAAUGAAAUGUGUUUUUUAUUGUUCUUUAAUGGUAGGUACCCCCCCCACAGCUGCAAUGUGGUACAUUCCGCCCCUCGCUGGUGCAUUCAACUCUGUACCUUUAAGAGCAGGGCAGAUUUCAGUCCCUUGAGUUUAAUUGGGUGGCAUGUACCUUUAAUAUAAUAGAGACCAGUAAGUGCUGUGACUUUAUGCUAAACUUUGGGGGUCCUAUGCCCCCCCCAGCAGAACAUUGACACCCCCCCCCGCGUUAUACCCCCCCCCCCCCCCGAUCUGUACAGUUCUUACAAAGUGAAGGAAACACUAUAUCCCUGUGGUUUUUAUAUUGUUCUACGCCCCCCCCCAGCUCCAUUUGUCCUGCCAACCGGUACGACAGAUAUUGCACAAAGGGUAUGUAUUAUUGUGUAACGGCCAACAUUUGGCCAGCUCAGAGCCACUAGCAACACGAUUUCAUUUGUAUGUAAAAUAAGUGCUUUACUUUAUAAGCUGUGUAUAAUAAAAAAUGACCAUGUAAAAAAAAAAAAACAAUAUUUCAUAAUUACUAUUACCUUGCGUUGUAACGGAAAAGAAAAAAAUUUGAUUUUUAUAAUAAAACAAAACGGCAAAAAUUUAAAUUCA